Molecule: messenger RNA, 575 nt
Organism: Thamnophis sirtalis
Lineage: Eukaryota; Metazoa; Chordata; Lepidosauria; Squamata; Natricidae
Gene: MRPS17
Product: mitochondrial ribosomal protein S17
Biological process (GO): mitochondrial translation
Cellular component (GO): mitochondrial small ribosomal subunit; ribosome
Molecular function (GO): structural constituent of ribosome
Source: RefSeq, a predicted model, not a curated record
CCCUUCCUUUUUUGGAUCCCACCUCCCGGUUUCAGCCAGAAGAGCGAUAGCUGAAUGAUAGCAAUCAAGUCAUGUCUGCUGUUCAUGCAAGAUGGAUCAUAGGGAAAGUAAUUGGAACCAAAAUGCACCAGACAGCUAAAGUGAGAGUAACAAGGCUGGUACUGGACCCUUACUUAAUAAAGUUCUACAAGAAGCGAAAAACAUACUUUGCUCAUGAUCCUCAGCAACAAUGCAUCGAGGGAGACAUUGUCCUUCUGAAAGCUUUGCCUGAACGAAAAAGCAAGAAUGUGAAACAUGAGCUUGCUGAGAUUGUGUACAAGGUUGGGAAAGUAAUUGAUCCCAUUACAGGGAAACCGUGUGCAGGCCAUAAGUUCCUGGAAGGUGUCUCAGACACAGAAAAUCUGACUGACAGAGAUACUAGCUUUCUUAGUGAGAAACUCCAAGAACUAACAGUUUCUUCUCCAGAUAAAUGAAAAGUUGGAAAAUUAUUUGGGACUUCUCUGCCUGUCUCAAGGAAAAAGUUUUAUUGAUCUAUGUAGGAAGCAUGAUUAAUAAUAAACUGAAGCUAGUGUGUA